Messenger RNA from Humulus lupulus (European hop), 912 nucleotides. RefSeq lists its product as uncharacterized. Bases 1 to 912 code for a protein of 303 amino acids. The transcript has 3 exons. NCBI's taxonomy places the organism in Eukaryota, Viridiplantae, Streptophyta, Magnoliopsida, Rosales, Cannabaceae. The record is from RefSeq and is a predicted model, not a curated record.
AUGACACUUGUAUUAAGUCUACCCACAGAUAAUGAGAAAUUUGUGGUAUAUUGUGAUGCAUCAAAGCAGGGACUAGGGUGUAUGUUGAUGCAAGUGGAGAAGGUGAUAGCAUAUGCAUCUAGGCAGUUGAAAGAAUAUGAACAACGCUACCCGACACACGACUUGGAGUUGGCAGCAGUAGUGUUCGCAUUGAAGAUAUGGCAGCACUAUCUUUGUGGGGAGAAAUGUGAAAUUUAUACAGAUCAUAAGAGCCCAAAAUACUUCUUUACUCAAAAGGAGUUAAACAUGAGGAAACGAUGGUGGUUAGAAUUACUUAAGGAAUAUGACUAUGAAAUAUUGUAUCAUCCGGGGAAGGCAAAUGUGGUAGCCAGCACCCUAAAUCAUAGGAGCCAAGGGCAGGUAGUGGCAAUAAGAAAUAUACCUGCCAAGUUGAUGGAGGAAGUAGAACAAGCAGAUAAAAUUACGGAAGGACAGGAUAAAGAUCUGCAAAUACAAAAGUAUGAACAAGGAAUCCAAGAUGGAAGUAGCAAAGAUUUUACUCUCAGUAAUUGUAGAACAGUGAGAUAUAAGGAAAGAAUAUAUGUGCCAAAUGAUUUAGAAAUUAAGAAGGAGAUUAUUGAUGAGGCGCAUACUACUCCUUAUAAUUUACACUCAGAGACAACGGAGAUGUACCAUGAUUUGAAGAUGUUAUAUAGGUGGCCUGGGAUGAAGAAGGACGUAGUUGAAUAUGUCAUAAGGUUUGUCAUGCCUCCAGCUUUGUCAGAAGUGCACAACAUUUUUCAUGUGUCCAUGUUACGCAAGUAUGUUUUGGACCUGUCUCACAUUCUUAGUUAUGAGGCGUUGGAUAUGCAACCAGACCUAUCUUAUGAAGAGAAGCCAGUAAAGAUUCUUGAUAAGAAGGAAAAAGAAUGA